This is a messenger RNA of Aspergillus ibericus CBS 121593, 1043 nucleotides long. Its product is annotated as ketopantoate reductase family protein. The transcript has 2 exons. Gene Ontology annotation, cellular component: cytoplasm. Bases 9 to 1043 code for a protein of 344 amino acids. Gene Ontology annotation, biological process: pantothenate biosynthetic process. The record is from RefSeq and is a predicted model, not a curated record. Gene Ontology annotation, molecular function: 2-dehydropantoate 2-reductase activity. Lineage: Eukaryota; Fungi; Ascomycota; Eurotiomycetes; Eurotiales; Aspergillaceae.
CCGCCACCAUGCACGACAAAGCCAACAUCCUCUUGAUCGGCUGCGGGGGCAUCGGCACCAUCAGUGCCUUGAAUCUCGAGACCGGAGGCAAAGCCACCGUCACGGCGGUCCUGCGGUCGAAUUAUGAGCAUGUCAAAGCUCACGGCUUCUCCAUCAAGUCCGUCGAUCACGGGCAAGUGGAAGGCUUCCGGCCAUCAAUCCUUCGCAACACCAUCCCCGACGUCGAGCAGGAGAACCUCCCCCCAUACAAGUACAUCAUUGUCACCACCAAGAACUACCCCGAUGUGCCCCCGACCGUGGCAGAGAUCAUUCGGCCGGCCGUCACCCGCGGCUACACCCGCAUUGCGCUGGUCCAAAAUGGCCUCAACAUCGAGAAGCCCCUCAUCGCGGCAUUCCCCGAGAACAUCGUCUUGUCGGGCGUCAGUUUCUGUGGUUCCCAUGAGGUCGCCACCGGGAAGAUCCUCCACGAAGACGACGACGAGCUCUACGUGGGAGCAUUCCGCAACCCCAACCUGAAUCCCGAGGAAGAAGACGAGGCCGCCAAAGAGUUCUGCGCGAUCUAUGGGGCCAGCGGCAAAUGCAAGCCCGAGUUUAACCCCAAUGUCGGGUUCAGCCGCUGGCGGAAGCUGUUGUACAAUGCCUGCUUGAACUCGAUCUGUGCCAUCACGGAUCUGGACACCGGUCGCAUCCAGCUGGCCGACGGAGCCCUCGACAACCUGGUCCGACCGGCCAUGGAGGAGAUCCGGGCCGCGGCCACGGCCUGCGGGCACGAUCUACCCCCCGAGCUGGUGGACUUUAUGAUCACCAUGGACCCCAUCACCAUGUACAACCCGCCCAGUAUGCAGGUGGACGUGCGCAAGGGGCGGUUCUGCGAGUAUGAGAAUAUCGUGGGGGAGGCGUUGCAGGAGGGCAAGGCGAGGGGGGUUCCCAUGCCUACCCUGACGGUGUUGUACGGCAUUCUCAAGGCCAUCCAGUGGCGGACCAAGGAGCGCAAGGGCCUGGUAGACAUCCCAGCCCCGGAAGAUCAUACUGUGAAGCAGUAA